Pteronotus mesoamericanus is the source of this 1572-nucleotide messenger RNA. It is a transcript of the gene LGMN, whose product is annotated as legumain. Lineage: Eukaryota; Metazoa; Chordata; Mammalia; Chiroptera; Mormoopidae. The record is from RefSeq and is a predicted model, not a curated record. Bases 124 to 1434 code for a protein of 436 amino acids. Gene Ontology annotation, biological process: vacuolar protein processing. The transcript has 14 exons. Gene Ontology annotation, molecular function: cysteine-type endopeptidase activity.
UCACUGCAGGGCGGAUUCCGGGAGGUGCUACGUCUGAGGCUGCGCGUCGCUAGGGGUUCCCACGGUCUUGCCGUCGCAGUCGCCGCCGCCGCCGUGGUCACCCGCCGCAGGUGUCUGCGUGGAAUGCACACAAUGAUUUGGGAAGCAGCCUUGUUGCUCAGCUUGACGCUGGGAACUGCUGCUGUGCCCGUGGACGAUCCUGAGGACGGAGGCAAACACUGGGUGGUCAUUGUCGCAGGCUCAAAUGGCUGGUUUAAUUAUAGGCACCAGGCUGAUGCGUGCCACGCCUACCAGAUUGUCCACCGCAAUGGGAUUCCUGACGAGCAGAUCGUUGUGAUGAUGUACGAUGACAUUGCCAACGCCGAAGACAACCCCACGCCCGGAGUCGUGAUCAACCGGCCCAACGGCACGGACGUGUACGAGGGGGUCCUGAAGGACUACACCGGGGAGGACGUCACACCGCAGAAUUUCCUUGCUGUGUUGAGAGGUGAUGCGGAAGCAGUGAAGGGCAGAGGAUCCGGAAAGGUCUUGAAGAGUGGCCCCCGGGAUCACGUGUUCGUUUACUUCACGGACCACGGAGCUCCGGGAAUACUGGCUUUUCCCAACGAUGACCUUCAUGUGAAGGACCUGAAUGAGACCAUCCGUUACAUGUACAAACACAAAAAGUACCAAAAGAUGGUGUUCUACAUCGAGGCCUGUGAGUCUGGGUCCAUGAUGAGACACCUGCCCAACGACAUCAACGUUUACGCAACUACUGCUGCCAAUCCAGACGAGUCAUCCUACGCCUGUUACUAUGACGAGGAGAGGUCCACCUACCUGGGGGACUGGUACAGCGUCAACUGGAUGGAAGACUCGGAUGUGGAGGACUUGACCAAAGAGACUCUUCACAAGCAGUACCAGCUGGUGAAAUCCCACACCAACACCAGCCACGUCAUGCAGUACGGAAACAAGUCGAUCUCUACCAUGAAGCUGAUGCAGUUUCAGGGGAUGAAACACAAAGCCAGUUCUCCUGUCUCGCUGCCUCCAGUCCAGCACCUUGACCUCACUCCAAGCCCUGAGGUGCCCCUCAUGAUCAUGAAAAGGAAGCUGAUGUCCACCAAUGAUCUGCAGGAGUCCAGGCGUCUGAUCGAGGCGAUCCACAGGCACCUGGAGAGCAGGAAUGUCAUCGAGAAGUCGGUGCGGAAGAUCGUGUACUUGGUCACGGGGUCCGAUGACGAGGCGGAGAGGCUCCUGUCCGCAAGAGCCCCGCUCACGGCGCUCGGCUGCUACAAGGACGCCGCGACGCACUUCCGCACACACUGCUUCAACUGGCACUCCUCCACGUACGAGUACGCUCUGCGACACCUGUAUGUGCUGGUCAACCUCUGCGAGGAGCCCUAUCCGAUUGACAGAAUAAAAUCAUCGAUGGACCAGGUGUGCCUUGGUUACUACUGAAGAGCCUCCUUCCUGCUGCUUUUCCAAGUGUGAACACUGUCCCUGGGAAUGUGUGCAAAUCCAAGGGGAUGGAGCAAGGGAGCGGCCUGGGCUGCACUCCAGGCUUUGCCCAGAGGCCUUUGCUCGCCUUUCUCUACC